AUUAUUGACUUAUCGUGUUUUUAUAAAUUAAGUUGUGUACCAUUAAAAUGUUGCUUUAAAUUAUAUACCUUACAUAUUAGUGAGCAAUAUGAUCAAUUUAAUGAACAAUAUCUAGGAAACUCAUUUAAAUAAUUUUGAGCAUCCUUCAUAUUCAAGAGAUAAAAGUUAAUAAAACUGUACUAUCACCUAAAUGAGAAGGAUGAGUGCGUUAAGAAAAUAUAUAGACAUUGGUGCUAACCUAACAGAUGGUAUGUAUAAAGGAGUAUAUAAUGGGUCUAGAAAACAUGAGCCAGAUUUGGACGUGGUACUGGAGAGAGCUUGGACUAGUGGCAUCAACAAAAUCAUUGUUACUGGAGGGAGUCUUGAAGACAGUAAAAAAGCGAUCGAGCUUUCUAGGACAGACUCUAAGUUAUUCACAACCGUGGGAUGUCAUCCAACCAGGUGCAGUGAGUUUCUAUCCAAUCCUGAUGACUACCUACAAGGACUGCGAGAUCUCAUAUCAGGAAACAAGGACAAAGUUGUGGCUAUAGGAGAGUGUGGACUAGAUUAUGAAAGGUUUCACUUUUGUGAGAAGGAAGUGCAACUAAAAUUUUUUGAGAAGCAACUUCCGUUGAGUCUGGAGUACAAUCUGCCGUUGUUCCUUCACUGUCGAGCGGCAGCUGAUGACCUGAUUGAAAUAAUCAGUAGGAAUCGAGACAAGAUUACCGGCGGGGUGGUGCAUUCCUUUGAUGGAUCAGAGCAAGAUCUUCAGAAAAUCCUGGAGUUGGGCCUAUCUAUAGGUAUUAAUGGAUGUUCCCUCCGUUCAAAAGAAAAUAUUGAAAUUGCUUCAAAAAUACCAAGAGACAAACUCAUGAUCGAAACCGACUGUCCGUGGUGCGAAAUAAAACCCUCCCAUCCAGGUUAUUGUCAUGUCAACACGAAGUUUGAGACUGUAAAAAAGACAAAGUAUUCUCUACAGAGCAACGCUCAGGUCAAGGGUAGAAACGAGCCCGUUAAUAUAGUGAACGUACUCGAGGUGUUGGCUGCAGUGCGCGGAGACGACGCCGACGAAUUAGCAGCUGCCAUUUAUGAGAAUACGAACAAAAUGUUUUUUCCUGAUCGUUUGUAAAUAAAUCUAUACAUAUAAAUAAAAUUGGAGUGUCUGUUUGUAAUUUUGAAAUAACC
Messenger RNA from Bombyx mandarina (wild silkworm), 1164 nucleotides. RefSeq names its product deoxyribonuclease TATDN1. The record is from RefSeq and is a predicted model, not a curated record. NCBI's taxonomy places the organism in Eukaryota, Metazoa, Arthropoda, Insecta, Lepidoptera, Bombycidae. Gene Ontology annotation, cellular component: cytosol. Gene Ontology annotation, molecular function: 3'-5'-DNA exonuclease activity.